AUGUCUGCAGUGUCUUGUGUCUGCACGCGCCGUCUGAGAAUGCGGCCCGCGUGUCUGGUGAUACUGUCUAGUGUUGCGUGCAGCAUGGAUAGUCGUACUUGUAGCCGGGUUUUGGUGCUGAUGAGAUGCGCGAUGGUUGGGGACUGGGAGCGUCAGUCGUAUGUAGACGUUUGUGAUGGGGGACAUACCAGUGGAAGAGGGUCUUUUGAAAGAGAUGCACUGCUGGGGUGGUUGGGUAGUUUGUCCUGCCAGUUGAGGAUUCGGUGGUGUUUGUCUGGUUUUGUUAGAGAUGCGGCGUUGAGGUGGGAGACUUGCCUGUGGAGAUGGAUGAGGUUGAAUCGUCGGUCAAGUCAAUCUCAUCUGCGGUGUGGAAGGACGUCCGUCUAUGGGGGUGAGGCUGUGGAAUUUGGGAACAGCCAGUCGUCCAGAGGCGGUACGUAUCCGGCGAUUUUCGACCAUCUUCACCUCAAAGAUAUCUGGUGUGAAAUAUCUCACACUACAGUCGUUCGUGAGGUCCGAUACUCCCCAUUUAGGCAAGUCACACCAAUUCAUAGCUUCAUAACUCGGACGACAUAUCGAGAAGAAUGCCACACAGUCGCUGUCUGGUCUGCAUUGGCUGUGAUGCCGCUUCAGCCAGGUGUAAAGGGGUGUUUGUUCUGCAUUACAUCCGCACAUGGUAUUGUAUGCAAAGAGGAUGGAGUUUGUGAAUUUCCAGUCUCGGAGUUUGCAUCUGUGAGUGUCGUUGCAGGUUUGGUGUGCGCUGAUUUGGACUUGUGUGGUAUGGUGAUGAGAGUUGCGAUGUUGGAGGCUGCUGGGCUUUCGGGAAUUCUCUUCGUCGGCUACCUGUCUUGA
Pochonia chlamydosporia 170 is the source of this 852-nucleotide messenger RNA. RefSeq lists its product as hypothetical. Bases 1 to 852 code for a protein of 283 amino acids. Lineage: Eukaryota; Fungi; Ascomycota; Sordariomycetes; Hypocreales; Clavicipitaceae. The transcript is spliced from 3 exons. The record is from RefSeq and is a predicted model, not a curated record.